This is a messenger RNA of Chinchilla lanigera (long-tailed chinchilla), 2387 nucleotides long. It is a transcript of the gene Slamf1, whose product is annotated as signaling lymphocytic activation molecule family member 1. Gene Ontology annotation, cellular component: cell surface; membrane. Gene Ontology annotation, molecular function: signaling receptor activity. Lineage: Eukaryota; Metazoa; Chordata; Mammalia; Rodentia; Chinchillidae. The record is from RefSeq and is a predicted model, not a curated record. The coding region runs from base 335 to 1375 and encodes 346 amino acids. The transcript is spliced from 7 exons. Gene Ontology annotation, biological process: lymphocyte activation.
UCUCAGGAACGAAGCAGGGGAACCUUUCUGCCAGGGUUUGGCUGAGGUGACCAGAUAGCCUUUUUCUUGGCUCCCAUGGGCGAAGUUCCUGACAUGUGCGUGCUUCUUGAGAAGAACAAAGUGAUUUAAGGCCUGAGUCAAGAUGAGCAACCCUCAAGACACUGGCAGAAAAAGCCCCAGUGAGACAGGAAGCUGGUUUAAGAUCCUGCUGGUUUCUGAUGUGUGAACUAGACGGCAGAGGCAGCACUGCUGACACGGAGCUUGCUUCUGCCGGGGCACCUGUGAGUGGGGCUGAGUCCCACAGCCAGGGCCCUUGUCUUCUCCUCCCUGGCUGAUGGAUCCCAAGGGGCUCCUCUCCCUAAGCCUUCUGCUGCUUCUGUCUCUGGUUUUUCAUCUGAGUGAGGCGACAGGUGGAAGCCAGAACUGCCGAGAGUCUUUCUGGCCACUGGGAAGGGAUAUAUCGUUCCCUCUGACAGAGAAGGCAGAAGAGAUAAACAAGAGCAUGAACAAAAGCAACCGCAUCCUUAUCACAAUAUCAAAAUCUCCAGAAGACUCCGUCAGGAGGAUAAUAAUGUCUCUCAGUCUACAUGAAGGGAGCUCAUCAGAUUACAUAGAGGAUGGGUAUCAGUUUCAUCUGGAAAACCUGAGCUUGGUGAUCCUGGGAAGCAAGAAGCAGCAUGAGGGGUGGUACUCCAUGAACCUGGAGGGAAACGGACAUAUCAAGUUAUUUUGUGUGCAGCUGAAGCUUUAUGGUAAUAAUGUCUCCACUCCAGAAAUUCAAGUGCUGAACAAAACCCAGGAGAAUGACAAUGGGACCUGCAGCUUGAUGAUAGCCUGCUCAGUGAAGCAGGGGGACCACGUGGCUUACAACUGGAGCGAGGAGGGCGGCACCCCCCUGCCCAGCCCACCCAACAGCUCCCAUCUGCUCUUCCUCACCCUCGGCCCCCAGCACGCUGACAACUUCUACAUCUGCACCGCGAGCAACUCUGUUAGCAGCCGCUCCCAGGCCUUCAAUCUGUGGAGCAACUGCAGGUCAGACCCCUCAGAACGAAGACAAUGGGGAUUGUAUUCUGGGCUGCUCUUAGGGGGCCUCGUGGGUGUCAUCUUAAUUCUCACCUUAAUUCUCGAAGUGGUAAUACUACUGUGGAGAAGAAGAGGUAAAGCAAAACGUUUUCAGCCAGCGAUGGAAGAAAAAAGCCUUACUAUCUAUGCCCAAGUCCAGAAAUCAGGUCCUCUUCAGAAGGAACCUGACCCCCAGCCAACUCAGGACCCCUGUACCACCAUUUACGUGGCUGCCACAGAGCCUGCUCCAGAGUCUGCCCCGGAACCCAAUCCCAUCACAGUCUAUGCCAGUGUGACGCUUCCAGAGAGCUGACACCCAAACCCAGUGAAGGGACUUUCUGAACAUGCAAAAACAAACUGAACACUGAAUGUGGCCACAGGCCCCAGGUCUUCUCAGACAGAUACUCCGCACAUCUGAACCCUUUGUUGGAUCAGCUCUCCGUUGAUGUAUCACCAUGCACGCUGGGAAACGGACAUGGCAAGGGUGGUUCCCAAGUGUUUAGCCUGCUCUGAAGCUGGCAUGGGCACAGAACAGAGAGCUCCUUGAUACAGCUGUUCAUCUUUGUGAUGUAGAAGACGAAAUGGAGGAUGUGAGAGCAGACUUCCGGACAGCUCGCUCUUUGCUAGUAUGGACAACACAAGUCAAAGAUGGGAACCAGAACAUCUAACAUCUCUCGCAGAUGGCUGACCACCAGCCACAAAGUCUGGAGCAGUUUACAUUUUGGCUGUCUAUACUUUAGUCUGAGACCUGAUCCUCACAACCUGCAGACCUGACUGAGGCUUUGUGCCUCAGCUUCUCUCUCUGUCUUUGAAUGAAGAGUGAAUGAAGGGUGAAGUUUUUAUUUUAUAUAUGUAAAACACUCAGGGAUAAUUCUAUAAAAGAAUGAAUAUUUUAUUUGCAGGAAGUAAGUAAAAAAUGGUAAACUUAAAGAAUGAUUUUUUUAAGGUCUCUGAGCUUUGCGCAAUAGGAUGGAAACCAUCUAAGAUUUUAAGGUACAGUUCUACAGAAAUAGCAUUCAAUUAUAAAGGAAAGUGGCCAGUGUUGGGUUAUGCUGUUACACAGUAACUUGGGAUUCUCAGAGGUACUUGUCCCUCGGGAGAUUUUUCACUUCCCAGGAUGACUUUUAAAUCUUAGUUCUCUGUUUACUCUGAGUGGUGAGCCUAGAGGUAGACACUUUCCACCCGACUUUGAGCCCAUUUUACAUCUCAGGCUUUAUGUGGAAUCUCAAGUCAGUCUAUGCAAAGUACCUCCUACUCCCUGAAUAUCUCUCCUUAUAUUAAAUUUAUCUUCAAGCAGAUAAUUAAAUUAUUUUGAUCCAACAGUU